GGGAAAAAGAGAUCGCAACCUUCUUACAGCCCCUUACGAAAAGUCUUUCUGAACAACAAAAGGCACAUUAAUAUCGCCCGCUGUCCAAGGAAGAGAUCUGGGCUGCUCUGCUGCAAAUGGAGGAGGAAAAAACAUCGGGCCUAGAUGGCUUCCCAAAGGAAUUCUGGGAAACAUUUUGGGACCACAUGGCCCCGAACCUGAUGGAGUACUAUGAGCAGCAGAGGGAUCGUCGUUGCGAGAACAUCGAUGAAAAUGGCGGGAAUGACGAUAACAUUUUCAACAACAACAGCUACAACAACAACAACAACAACAACAACAACAACAACAACAACAAACAACUCAAUACUUCUGCUGCUGACGUGGACGGCGACUUUGGCGAUGUAGCUACCAGCGGCGUCUUUGGUCAUGGGAGCAAUGGAGUACUCCUCGUUAGUGCUGACAACGACCUUUCCAUUUACGUCAGCACUCAUGAUGAUGUUGAUGCUGAUGAUACUACUGCAGCUGCUGUUGAUGAUGCUGCGGCUGCUACUGCUGUGGAUGAUGAAGAUAUUGGCGGCCUUAUCGCUGACGUGGCAGGUGCCGAUGAUGAUGAUCUUGAUGCUGCGGCUGAUGCUCUUGAUGAUGCCGCUGUUGAUAACGAUGACGCGGAUGAUGAUGAUACUCAUGCUAUUGAUGAUGAUGAUGAUGCGGCUGAUGCUGCUGGUGAUGAUGAAGCUGGAAUUGAUGAUAUUCAUGACGAAGCUGCUAUUGCCGCUGAUGAUGACAAUGGUGGUCUUAUCGAUGAUGUGGCUGGGCCUGACAAUGGCGCGCGUGAUGAUACCGGUGAGGCCGAUGCUGCUGCUGUAGAUGAUGYUUAUGAUGAUGACGAUGCUACUAAUGCUACUGAUGAUGAUGACGAUGCUGCRGAUGAUGAUAWUGAAGAUGCUCUUGAUGAUGAUGCGUCUCCCGGGAGGAGCGGGUUGGGUAUUUGCAGCAGGGUGGCUGCGUUUCUUUCGGUUGUCUGGGAUGGGGUUUUCUUCUUCCCCACUCUUCCUGCGGGGUUCUUCUGUGGGCUAUGGUGGCGUAUAGGGGUUGGCUAGUUGGGGAUGUUUGCUAUUGCCCGGCCAGCAAUAUCAUUCAUCGGGUUGGAGUUUCGCUUCCUUGGCUUGCUCUUCAUUUUCAUUUGACUCAGGAAUGCUGCUUGAUUACCUUACCCCUAUGCUGCUUGCCUUCCCCCCCCCCUCUUUUGCUGCUGCCUCAUUUAGGUUUCGGUGAAUGGGAGGCGACGGGUAGGAUAUUGAAGUAACGUUUUGCAUCAGGUACUGUUAGCUAUGGCAUGCAUUCCUAUCGCCUGUAUUAGUUGCCCAUUGUUAGCCACAUGGCGUGGCUUUUUGAAGUGUGCUUCGAAACCCUACGGUUUUUCGUGCAGUUGGUCAAUCCUCCUCCGGUAUGGGGGAGUAAUCAAUGCCUCUGCCUGUA
This is a messenger RNA of Chara braunii, 1458 nucleotides long. The record is from the annotation of a GenBank genome assembly. Lineage: Eukaryota; Viridiplantae; Streptophyta; Charophyceae; Charales; Characeae.